AUGUGGGCUUUACUAGAUAAAAAGUCAUAUACCACAAUGCUGGAUGAGGAACGUCCCGUUCAAGGCUUUAUAAAAGACCAACGAGUGAAAAUAAAUAACUACAUACAAAAUGUCCUAAAAGAUGGAAGCCAUCCGAGAGAAGACUACAAAGAGUUAUUACAACUAUCACUGUUGUACCUAGGAGGUUGGUUUCAAGACGAAUUCAGUUUCAGGAUUCCAAGAGCUAUGCAUCAAGCAAGCCUCAUAUAUGUUCGCUUUUGGCACGAAGCCAUUGUAAUUCGAUGGGCUCCAAAAAAUGAUUUGGAUAUGCUGCAGCUUCUAAAUAUUUACCCAGAUGGAGACGUCAAAAAAAGUACUCUUACUAUUGCUAAGAGACACCUGUGGUAUCUGUCAGAAACAAACGUAGGAUUAGCUUUUUUGGAUGAACUUCCAAAUAAAAAAGAAAUGAAACGAUUAGACGAUAAAAACUUAGUUUUUAAAGGAAAAGAUCCGAGUCAUUUCAUCACUAGUAAAACAAAAAUGUUUUUGAAUUGUUUGAGAUAA
Molecule: messenger RNA, 543 nt
Organism: Psylliodes chrysocephalus
Lineage: Eukaryota; Metazoa; Arthropoda; Insecta; Coleoptera; Chrysomelidae
Source: the annotation of a GenBank genome assembly